AUGCUCCUAAGCUGGUUUUCGUUGCUCCUGGCGCCAUGCCUGGUGCUGGGGGAUACCCUCACCUACAAAGGAGCCGACAUUUCGUCCCUCCUCAUGCUUGAGGCCCAAGGCAAAACCUACAAGACUACUGGAGGCGUCACCACGCCACUGGAGAAGAUACUGUCGUCCUCAGGAGUGAACUCGGUCCGCCAGAGAUUCUGGGUCAACCCCAAGGAUGGCAACUACAACCUCGAUUACAACCUGAAGCUCUCAAAGCGGGCCAAGGCAGCCGGCCAGAGUCUCUACCUGGACCUCCACUUGAGCGACACAUGGGCUGACCCAUCCCACCAAGACGCCCCCGCCGCCUGGGACGACUCCACGAUCGAGAAACUAACCUACACGGUAUACAACUACACCCUGCAAAUCUCAAACGCCUACGCGAGCGCCGGCCUAACCCCGGCCAUAAUCUCCAUCGGCAAUGAGAUCCGCACGGGGCUCCUCUGGCCCCUGGGCGGAACAUCAUCAUGGUACAACAUCGCGGCGCUGCUGCACUCGGCGGCCUGGGGCAUCAAGGACAGCAGCCUCAACCCCAAGCCUCGAAUCAUGAUCCAUCUCGACAACGGCUGGGACGCCGGCACCCAGACGUGGUGGUACAAGACGGUCCUGGGCGAGGGCCCGCUGACCACCUCGGACUUCGACAUGAUCGGCGUCUCCUACUACCCCUUCUACAACGCGCAGGCGACCCUCGCGAACCUCAAGAGCUCCCUCGGCCAGCUCGCGUCCGCGUACGGCAAGCAGAUCGUCGUCGCCGAGACCAACUGGCCCGCCAGCUGCCCCAACCCCAAGUACGCGUUCCCCGCCGACACGGCCAGCAUCCCCAAGAGCGAGGCGGGCCAGUCCACGUGGCUCAAGAGCGUCGCCGACGUCGUCAGGGGCGUCAAGGGCGGCGUGGGUGUGUACUACUGGGAGCCCGCCUGGAUCGGAAACGCCGGCCUGGGGUCUAGCUGCGCGGACAAUCUGCUGGUGGACGGGUCUGGGAAGGCGAGGUCCGGGAUCGCGGCUCUGGGCUCCAUGUAG
This is a messenger RNA of Diaporthe citri, 1056 nucleotides long. RefSeq lists its product as uncharacterized. Gene Ontology annotation, molecular function: glucosidase activity. The transcript has 3 exons. NCBI's taxonomy places the organism in Eukaryota, Fungi, Ascomycota, Sordariomycetes, Diaporthales, Diaporthaceae. Gene Ontology annotation, biological process: pectin catabolic process. The record is from RefSeq and is a predicted model, not a curated record. Bases 1 to 1056 code for a protein of 351 amino acids.